AUGGAAAAAUCAAACAGAGAUAAAUUCCAUUCGAAAACAAAUAACUUCAAGGAACAAAAGAUGGAAAAGCUGUCAUCUUUUGAUCCGGAAAGACCAAAAAAAAGUAACCGUUCUCACCAUAAGAAAAAACCUGAUUUGGAACGUGAAAAACAAAAGGCCGAAUUCGAACGUUCAGAGAAAGAAUUGAAAAAACUUUUGGUACAAUUUGGAUCAAAAGCUCGAGUAGCUGACGAUAUAGAUCGGGAUUCUUCGAAAAUUCGCGAUAAUAUUUAUAAAUUGAUGGAAAAGACAAAGACAAAAUCACUUAGCAACAACGCAAAGGCGAAGCAAGAUCUUACACCACAACACCAUCAGCAACAGCAGGCAGAAGAAACCACCACCACAUUCAAAACUAUCAAAUAUAAGAAAUAUCAUUUUGAACCUUACGAAGCAAUUGUACACGGCACAUUUGGUGUAGAACCGAAUUAUUGGAGUUAUUUAACGACAAUUUUUGAUACAGUGGUCGAUUUUCUUGGUGAAGUGAAACACGGUGGUCGUGGUUUUGGUAGUCCAAGUUAUGAUGGUUUG
Molecule: messenger RNA, 567 nt
Organism: Funneliformis geosporum
Lineage: Eukaryota; Fungi; Glomeromycota; Glomeromycetes; Glomerales; Glomeraceae
Source: the annotation of a GenBank genome assembly